AACUAAGUUGCUGUGCGCUGAUGCUGCAGCAGGAGGAAGAACAACUGCAGCCUCCGAAGAUGAUCGAUGUAAUUUGUGCCUUUGAGAUUUAAAAAGAGAAAGACGUUCAGUGGUCUUCUAGUCUUCCUGAGGACACUUAUACGGUAUCUGUUUACGUCUGGAAGACUGAGAGCGAGCGGAGGGGCAUUUAGCCUGCUCCCAUUUUCUGCUUUCCUGGGCUGAAUUCGCGACCAGGACCGGACCGCUCCCCGUGGCUGCAGACCCUCCCUUCUCCUCUGCUACGCUGCGCUAAGUAUAAACGUCGCCUUCCUGGCAAGGGUUGCUGGCUGGAAGAGGCUGCGUGUGGAUUCUCGCCCGCCACCCGCCCAUAAUCCGCGCUGCGAAGAUGGGCGCCGCCUGGUCGAGCCUGUGGCGCCCGUUGGGGAAAGCACUUCCUGCUUCAAUCAACCAAGCUAACUUCCCUUUGUGCCUUUUGGAAGAUACAAUUUCAUCUGAUGGAAUCGUUUACACGGCAUUCCUUUUUGUCCCAAUUCCCCUUGGCUUUUUCUUCAAGAAAAAGGGAUUAAAGGUAAAAAAAUAUGGGGCAGCCGCUGCGGGACUUGCACUCAUGCUGGCUGCCUGUGGCAUCCACACCGUUCACUCCCUUGUCACCAUCCUGGGGACAUGGAUUAUCAUCAAAAUCUCACCAAGGUAUUCCCACCAUCUGACAUUAGGAUGGACCUUUUCCUACCUGCUCUUUUUCCACAAAUUUACCUCCUUCAAGUUUCCCCAGACAACUCAUUUGACCAAGUCUGUGCAACUUUUGUUCACGCUCAAGAUGGUGAGCUUAGCCAACGAGGUGCAAGAACUCAUUCAGGCGAAGAAACAGGAAGUGACAACAUUCACCAAGUCUCCAAUGAUUGGUGCAAUUCCCCAAAUGCCGGGAUUGGUGGAGAUGCUGUGCUACAGUUACUGCUAUGUGGGACUUAUGACAGGCCUAUUUUAUCGUUAUCGUACAUAUCACGAUUGGUUGAACCAGCCUGACCCUUCUGUUAUUCCUACGUGGAAGCCGCUGCUUUUCAGAUUGAUAAUGAUCCCUGUCUUUGCAACUUCUUUUUUGGUUAUUUCCCACAUCUUCCCCCCUGAUUAUGUCCAAAGUAAUGCCUUCUAUGAGAGGGGACUCGGUUUCCGCCUUUUCUACAUGAUGCCUGUUUCCUUUGUCUUCCGCAUGCGUAACUAUGUGACCUGGUAUGGUGCUGAAAGUGCCUGCAUUACUGCUGGCCUUGGUGCGUAUCCAACUAGUGCCAAUUCACAAUCAGGCAGAGGACCCACUGUGGAAUAUGAAUCUCUAAAUCUAUCAGCUGAUGGGAAAGCAUCCAGUGUUGCUUAUGAUUAUGAGACAAUCAGGAACAUUGAUCCGUAUGGUACAGAAUUUUGUGCCAAGGUGAAAGAUGGCAUUCACUGUUGGAACAUGACUGUCCAAUGGUGGUUGGCACAUUACACCUACAAAAAUGCACCUUUCCGCUCCUAUGGCAUGAGGACUGCCUGGACAAUGUUUAUCUCCGCCUACUGGCAUGGACUCCGCCCUGGGUAUCACCUCAGUUUCCUUACCAUCCCGCUCUGCCUAGCAGCUGAGGGGGCCAUGGAGACUGGCUUCUUGAGGCACCUCUCCCCGUCUGGCCGUGCCUGCGGUGACUGGAUACACUGGUUCCUGAAGAUGAGGGCUUACGACUACGUGUGUGUGGGCUUUCUCUUGCGUACCUUUGAGGGUACUAUUCGCUACUGGCACUCAGUGUAUUAUUGCGUCCAUGUGGGGGCAGCGAGUUUCUUUGUGGUUGGGAAAGUAUUGGGGUCCCGGAGGAAUCGGGGCUCCCUGAAGGGCAAAGGUGGAACUCCGGAGAACCCCCAGAGGCAGGAAUGAGAAGGCAGAGUCUGUUGUCUCAAGCACACCGGGUGGAACGCUCCCCUGGCACUUAGAGUGGCAAUAAUGAAGGGGAGGUUUUCUGUUUAAGUUCAAAAUGGCCUUAAAAAGACGUAAAAUGCCAUAUUUACAUCAUUACGAAGGAGGAUGGGGUCUUCCAAAUUUCAAAUCGUAUCUUAAAGCAUUUCAACUCAAACACAGCCUUUUUUAUAGAAAAAAGCUCGACCGUGCCUCACCUCUUAAUCACCUUUGGAAUUAUUAUUUUUUUACUGUUUUUGAAACGUUAGGAACCUUUAGAAUAGUAAAUUUUUAUUGCAUUCACUGGAUGGGUUUCCUUCUCCUUUGCAAAAGAAGCUUAACGUUUGAGUUUAAGGGUUUAGAAAAAUAGUUUGUUUUUUUUAAUAAACAGCAAAAGAAGGUUUGAAGUGGUGAUUUUGGAAAGUUAAAAACAGACUAAGGGUACAGAUGGUUUUGAAAGGAGAAUUUGUAAUUAAAUAUAAUAAUCCUUCCUGUGGGAAACGCUUUGACUCUUUUGGUUUGCUGGGAAGAUAACAUAAGAAGGAACUCUGAAUGUUGGUCACUAGAGGCAACCAGAAGAAACUAAAGAUUACUUAAAGGAGGAGAACGCUCAGAUUAGACCGGUUAAUACAAAACGGAACAAAAUUUUUUAACAGCAGAUGCUUUUAUGGCGAUUGGGACUCAUGGACUGAGAAAUUAAUUUCAAGAAUAUCUAACAUCACAGAGGGAUGGUGGGCAAACACUGUUACAGAAGAACAAGUUACACCGGAUAAAAUUGAAAUGGAUUUGAAUGUGGAUUUAAAUAUGACAAGCUAUAAGAAUGAUAUGCAAAAAUAUGACAUAUUGGAUAUACGAACGUAACUGAUCAGUGUCUUGAUAUUUGAAAAGGACGUAGAAGUAUUAAUUCAGAAGAGUGAUUAGGAUAAUUGUUUUUCACUGGAUUUACAAAAGAGAUCUGAUAAAGCUUUGAAGGAUUUGCUGAGAGGAGACGAAGAGAAGAUUAAAAAAAUCAAGCUUGACAUUAUUUUAAAGGAUUAAAACUUUUAUUGUCAUUAAAAACAGUGUUUUCCUCAGGCCUUGGGUAAGAGUGGGUGGCAAGAUUCUUAUAGGAUUAUGUAUAUUAGGCUAGAUUUUUUUUCUCUUCCGUACAUUAAUCCUUCUUUCUUUUUUGUUUUGAUUUCUGUACAGUUUUUAUUUCUGUAAGCCUCUCAGUCAUCAUAUAGUUGGGUGGACUUAUAUAUUUUAUAUGAAUAAAUCAAUUAGGAACCAUAUUAAACUGGUUAUAAUAGAUGCGAACUGAGACUUCCCUGAAAAAUGAGGGAUUUUAAAUUCAAGUUAAUAGACAAUUUAUAGAAUUUCAACUCAUGCAUAAUACUUAAUGGUACAAAAGGAUAUUCUUCAAAAAUUUAUACAUCUUUAUUGCAAUCAUUUGUUGGAGAUACAGUCUUCGAAAAAUAUAUGGGAAUUAGAUUUUAAAACAGCAAUAUCUCAAGAUAAAUGGAAAUGCAUAUGGAAAAACCCAUUCCUAGGUUUCUCCUGUAUAGCUUUUCAGGAAACACCUUGAAAGAUUUUUAAUUGUUACCAUCAUCUCACUGCUAAAAUUUCAUACAUAAUUAAAACAAGCACAUGAGGCUGUUUAUUUGGGCAUAAAGCAUUUCCAGAGAAUGCAUUAAUU
Candoia aspera is the source of this 3593-nucleotide messenger RNA. RefSeq names its product lysophospholipid acyltransferase 7-like. The transcript is spliced from 8 exons. The coding region runs from base 386 to 1900 and encodes 504 amino acids. NCBI's taxonomy places the organism in Eukaryota, Metazoa, Chordata, Lepidosauria, Squamata, Candoiidae. The record is from RefSeq and is a predicted model, not a curated record. Gene Ontology annotation, biological process: lipid modification; phosphatidylinositol biosynthetic process. Gene Ontology annotation, molecular function: lysophospholipid acyltransferase activity. Gene Ontology annotation, cellular component: mitochondria-associated endoplasmic reticulum membrane contact site; membrane.